AUGACUUCCUUCCUCAAAAAACAACAAAAAAUUAUCUUUGGUUUAUUUGAAAUUAUAAAACAUCUUGAUUAUAACAUUCACGAAGUUCAAUAUAGGUCACAAGAAGUAGUAAUUCCAGAUCUGGCAUAUCAAAAAUGCCUCAAAAUUAUACUGGCACUAUUUCCAAUCUCUGAAAAGACAUUGAUAUCCUGUUCAAAAAAAAGAAAACACACAAAAAGCAGUCUAUGGCAAGUUGGUGUCACCUUGGAAGAAUAUGAAGAGCGUUUGGAUAAGUUUAACAUCUGUGAAUAUUCGGAAUGGAUUAAUGGUGAUGUUAUAGUUUAUGAACUUCCGUCAAAGCCACACUCAGUUCUUAUUGCUGCGAUUACUUCAGAAAUAAUAAAAAAAUGCCUUCUUCCUUAUGUUUGUGAUAUCAAACGAAUCUUUGUUCUUCUUAAGGAACUUGUGCCAAUGAUUCUAAGAAAGAAGGGAAUGCAUGCUUCCACCCUAAAAAGCUAUGAAUGCAACAACCAAAUGGAAGAUGAGCCCUGGCCUAAUCUUAUUAUUGAAGUGGCAUAUUCUAAAAAUGAAUCAUAUAUUCUUGAAAAAGUAAAAGAUUUCUGGCUACGCAAUUGGAGUCAUGCCCAAAACGUGAUAGUGGUUAAGAUUGAUAAACCAUUUGAAGCAAAGCAUGCUCCUUUAUGGAUACAAGGACAGACCCAGAAGAACAGCUGA
Messenger RNA from Acaulospora morrowiae, 714 nucleotides. NCBI's taxonomy places the organism in Eukaryota, Fungi, Glomeromycota, Glomeromycetes, Diversisporales, Acaulosporaceae. The record is from the annotation of a GenBank genome assembly.